UCUCUCUCUCUCUCUCUCUCUCGUUCAUCUCAAAGUCAGAAACCCUAGCUGCCGCUCAUCUCGUUCAUUUUUUCUCACCUUCGAUCUCUCUCUCUUCUCACCCUCUCUAUCUUGUACCGUCAGAUACCUUGGAAUGACGAUGAUGAAAUGGUACGACUUGUGUAGGUUUUGUUCAAUCUGAUAUUUCAAGGAUGACAUGUUUUAUGGCAGUUCCUAUCCAUAUCUAAUUUUGAAGAUAUAUUUUUUUAGUUGAUCGGUACAGAAGAAUUUUAUUGAUGAGAAAAGUUGUUAACCGGUAUAUUGAUGAGGGUGUAGCAGAACUUGUCCCUGGAGUUCUAUUUAUUGAUGAGGUACACAUGCUGGAUAUGGAAUGCUUUUCAUACUUGAAUCGUGCAUUAGAGAGCUCACUAUCCCCUAUAGUAAUCUUUGCUACAAAUAGAGGAAUAUGCAACGUAAGCUAUAAGACCAACUCAUGGGGGAGGAAUACUAUUCAAAUCAGUCAAUUGUAUGGAACCGCCAAUGAAGGUUUUAUUGAGUCCAAGAUAGCGAUUCAGCCUUUGCUUCGGUAGUAGAAAGGGUCGAUGGGUUCUGUGUUUUACUGCAGCUAACAUGAAAAAAAGCUUUCCCGUAGGUGGGUGUUUCCCUGUUUUGGGAUCCAUGGGGAAGGUUUGCCAUGGCCUAAGGUGACCCAAGGCUUGUUUGUUGGGAUUUUCUUGUAUAGGAGCAUUCCAUCUAGCCUAGAAUUCUUGAGAACUAUGUUCUUGGUGAGCCAAUAAGGGAUUCAUUUCAAACCCUACAAGAACAAGUUGAUUUUACACGAACGUGACAAAGUAGUCUGGUUUGGAUCAUAAAAUGCCAGCACUUUCAAGCACACCCAAA
Molecule: messenger RNA, 879 nt
Organism: Carya illinoinensis
Lineage: Eukaryota; Viridiplantae; Streptophyta; Magnoliopsida; Fagales; Juglandaceae
Product: ruvB-like protein 1
Exons: 5
Coding region: 276-569 (97 amino acids)
Biological process (GO): box C/D snoRNP assembly; regulation of transcription by RNA polymerase II; chromatin remodeling
Cellular component (GO): Ino80 complex; R2TP complex; NuA4 histone acetyltransferase complex
Molecular function (GO): ATP binding; DNA helicase activity
Source: RefSeq, a predicted model, not a curated record